Epinephelus moara (kelp grouper) is the source of this 1439-nucleotide messenger RNA. RefSeq lists its product as uncharacterized. Bases 43 to 1068 code for a protein of 341 amino acids. Lineage: Eukaryota; Metazoa; Chordata; Actinopteri; Perciformes; Serranidae. The record is from RefSeq and is a predicted model, not a curated record. The transcript is spliced from 6 exons. Gene Ontology annotation, biological process: response to bacterium.
UGGGAAGACAUCAGCAGUGCGAGACCAUUGUGCUGUACCACAAUGAUCGGAGGACUGGCUGCUUUGAUUCUUCUUAGUACAGGGUCUCUGCUUCAAGCUGCAGAGGUUCCUCAUCAGAUCUCUCUGACUGUGGUUGAACUUGGUGGGAAUGUUACUUUGCAGUGUCCAGUUCCUGAGAAGGAAGGCAAAUUCUUUUUCUGGUACAAACAGUCUCUUGGAUAUAUGGCCCAAACAGUCUUUGCCGUAGUUCAGGGUCAGUUAACAGUAAAUGAACAGUUUGACAACCCACGGUUCAAAGCAACAAAAGGAGUUGCUCAGUAUCUUCUUACCAUCACAAAUGUCAGCAAAGAGGACGAAGCAACAUACUUCUGUCACUAUGGAGCAGCGUAUUCACCAAGUUUCAGCAAUGGCAUCUUCUUGGCUGUGAACGAUAGUAAUCAGCAGAAAUGUUUCCAUGUGAAACAAAGUCCGGAGACUGAGUCAGUCCAGCCGGGCGACAGAGUGAAUCUCCAGUGUUCACUUCUUUCCACGAACAAAACUAACAAAGAUGAGUGUCCAGGUGAAGACAGAGUGUACUGGCUCAGAUCUGGAUCAGGAGAAUCUCAUCCAAGCAUCAUUUACACUGACAGAGACAAACAAGAGGAGAGAAGUUGUUUCUACAGUCUGUCCAAAACUAUACAGACCUCCUCUGAUACUGGGACUUACUACUGUGCUGUGGUCACAUGUGGAGAGAUCCUGUUUGGUGAAGGAACUAAAGUGGAAACAAGAUCAGAACUGGAAGCAGUUGUCCAUGUUGUUGGAGUACUGCUGGUCUGCUGUGUGACUGUGAUUAGCAGCCUUUUUUUCUACGGAAUUUCAAGGAAUGUUUGUAAAAAUUUUAAAGGAGAAAGGAGUACUUCCCAUCUUCUUGGACAUGACAUGUCAACUGAUCUGGAUGGCAAAGCAAAGGCAGUGAACUUUGCAGUUCUGGAUAUCUCAACAAUGAAAGUGAAAAGAGAAGAAUACACAGUGUGUGUGUACUCUGCUGUUAGAGCAGAUCAUCACAACCAGCAACGUUUCUCUCUAUAGACAGAGGAGGGCCUACACAAAGGUCCGCAAGUCUCCUCAGAGGUAUUUAAUAAUGAUAGGGAGCAGCUGUGUAUAAUAAUGUGUUUGUAAAUAUUGUAUGUGUAGUUUGUUUGGAUAUGUAUAUUGGAAAAAAAACCAAAAACAAAACAAUUUUCCACUCAGCUGAUUUUGUGGGUGAUCUUCAGAUUUUCAGUUGCUUUGUAAAUUUUUGUCACAGCACACAUUCCAGCAUUUCUGUAAGGGUCAUGUUGUCAACAUGUUUGUGGACCUGUGUUUGUUUGUUUUUUUACAUAAAAAUGGAGAUUUAUAUUUUCCUCUCAGAUUGAUGAACUGCAUUUAUCUAUUAAAGGGGAAACCCAUGUUGAAAAGAA